Penicillium verhagenii is the source of this 609-nucleotide messenger RNA. RefSeq lists its product as uncharacterized. The transcript has a single exon. The record is from RefSeq and is a predicted model, not a curated record. NCBI's taxonomy places the organism in Eukaryota, Fungi, Ascomycota, Eurotiomycetes, Eurotiales, Aspergillaceae. Bases 1 to 609 code for a protein of 202 amino acids.
AUGGAUUCCGUUCCAUUCCACGAUGAAGUAAACCUCGAUACAGCAAACUUCAUCCCUUCAAGCGACAAGACCCACCAUAUUUUCUCCUCCCACCUCCAAAAACGCUACACAACGCUCUCCAUCCCCUCUACCUACAGCGGUAGUUGUAACCCGGGAACUGUUGUCGGAAUUGUGCUAGGCACCGUCGGUGGCCUCGUCUUAAUCCUUUACUUGACCUUCCUCGCCUUGAAUCCCGGUGGCCUCGCGCGCGGAGUGGGCUCCUCCACGGUCGAUGAAGAGGUCGUGGUCACCAGUAGACGGGGACCAUCACUGCGCCGACAUGGCGAUACGAUCGAGGUGGUUGAGGAGCGCGACUACAGGGACAGCUAUAGGCGCAGACCUAGUCCGCGGGAUCGAGAUGAUGAUCGGAUUGUCGUUGAGGAGUCCAUGACCGGCACGGCGACCUCCGAUGGGCGAGAUGUGAUUGAAGUACUCGAAGAAGAAUCAUCAGCGAUAUCCUCUGUAUCCACUCGGCCUCCGAGAAGACAAAGAAAUCGAUCGGGAGUGAGGACAAUUGAUCCGCUGGACUAUGGUGGUGAGAGUGAGUAUGGAGGGAGUCGAUAUCGGUGA